UGAAAUUGGACGGAAGGUGUUCAGGAUUAGAAAGGAAUGUUUCGAUUGACAUCCGUCGACCUGUAUAUGCGAGUUCAUAAAGUGCUAAAUCUACGAACUAUCAAGAUGGUUAUGGUCAAAGUGCGAGAGGAAACACAUACAUUUCAUCACGGUCACCAUCAUCAUACCCCAACACGUGGACACCUAGUUCAUCAUCGUCAUGGACACAACAGCCCAGCGCAUACGUUGAAGUCCUUAUUUGGAAAAUACCGACAUCUCCGAUGCUCAUCUCCAAAACCGAACAUCUCAACGCCAAAAUCCAAGCGUUUGUCGGAAUCAAAGAGGAACUGUCUCAGUAGUGAAUUCAGAAAACCAUUUUUGAUCAAGAAAAAUGGCGCUGCUGAUGAUGAUGAUUCAGUGUUCAUUAAGGAAGAUUUCAAACUUGGAAAACUUCUUGGAGCCGGGGGUUUUGGUUCUGUGUAUAUGGCAAAUGGAAAGUCUGGACAUGACUCCAUUGCUAUUAAAGUAAUGAAGAAGCCUACCAUGAGCAAAAAUCCCGAUGCUAUGUUUGAAAGUUUCAAAGCCGAGCUUCGGUGUAUGCAACUCGCUCAUCCUAAUAUUGUCCAAUCAUUAGGAGCUACCCAUAUGACGUCAUUCGAAGAUGGGGCAUGGGUCGUUAUGGAGUAUGCCGGAGACAGAACAUUGCAGACAGCUCUCAACGAAUCCCACGUCGACCUGACGAUCGAAAUCAGAGUGAAAUUUUCCACUCAGAUUGCUCAAGGUCUGAAAUAUCUCCAUGACAACAAUAUUGUACAUUUGGAUAUUAAACCUGCCAACAUCCUCAUCACUCCAGACGGUGUUUGUAAAAUCGGUGACCUUGGGUGCUCCCAGAUUUUAGAGGAGGGGACCGGAAAGGUCAGCCCCACUCAAAGGUCAUCCCUCACUGGUACAUUUGCAUAUCGCGCGCCAGAACUACUUCGCGGUGAUGCGCCUACUAGGAAAGCAGACAUUUAUUCAUACGGCGUUACUAUGUGGCAAAUGCUAGCCCGUGAUAACCCAUAUGGUAAUGAGAACCAGCACGUAGUUAUCUUCGGUGUUGUGGCCUACGGACACCGCCCUAAACACCCAAAUAUGUCGGAGCAGUGUCCGUUUGAACUUUGCUAUCGUGACCUCUAUUCGCAGUGUUGGGAUUCGGUUCCUGAAAAUCGGCCGUCUGCAGAUGAGUUGGUGAAAGUGCUAGAUGUGUGGAAGAAAAAUGUGUAGUUCUUCAGAGAAAACUGACAACAUUUGUAAAUAUGCGUGUUUAUGUAUUUAUAAAAUUCAUUGAAUCAUGAAAUUUGGAUGACGAAGGAUGAACAAUUAGCUAGUCUAACUCGCUUUGGACAUGUGGUGUAGAAUUUAACCCAAUUCAAUAUGGAGAUAUAAAGUGUAUAUAGAUAUGUUGGGAUCCUAUUGAUCCAGGGUUUCUUCCCUGCUUGUAUAUUGAUGUAAUAAUAUGUAAAUUGACAAAAUGUAUAUACAGUUAUAUUUACAAGUUUAUUUCACAUUUUUAUUUACAAUUGUUAUAUUUACACGUUUACCAUCUUUGUCGGUGUCUGUUAUACAUUAGCUAACGUCUAACUAUACAAUACCUGUCUAAUGACAUAUUAGAAUGUUUAUCAAUGUAUAUCAACUACACUUUUGUACUUUUUUAACCGUCGUGUCUUGUGUCCUAUUUAUACAAUGUGUGUCUUGUGUCCAUUUAUACACUGUAUCUUAUUCACACGUAUACAAUGUGUGUCUUGUGUCCAUUUAUACACUGUAUCUUAUUCACACGUAUACAAUGUGUGUCUUGCCAUAUUUAUACUGUGUCUUGUGUCCUAUUCAUACGUAUACAAUGUGUGUCUUGUCCUAUUUAUACUGUGUGUCUUGUGUCUUAUUCACACGUAUACAAUGUGUGUCUUGUCCUAUUUAUACUGUGUGUCUUGUGUCUUAUUCACACGUAUACAAUGUGUGUCUUGUCCUAUUUAUACACUGUGUCGUAUGUCCUAUUUAUACACUGUGCUAUACACUGUGUGUCUUGUGUCAUAUUUAUACACUAUGUGUCUUGUGUCUUGUGUGUCUUGUGUCUUGUGUGUAUUGUGUCUUGUGUGUAUUGUGUCUUGUGUGUAUUGUGUCCUAUUUAUACACUGUGUCUUAUGUCCUAUUUAUACACUGUGUUAUACACUGUGUGUCUUGUGUCAUAUUUAUACACUAUGUGUUUUGUGUCUUGUGUGUAUUGUGUCCUAUUCAUACACUGUGUCUUAUGUCUUAUUCAUACACUGUGUUAUACACUGUGUGUCUAGUGUCAUUUAUACACUGUGUGUCUUAUGUCCUAUCUAUACACUGUGUGUCUAAUGUCCUAUCUAUACACUGUGUGUCUAGUGUCCUCUUUAUACCCUGUGUGUCUUGUUUUUACACUGUUUGUUAUGUCCUAUUUAUACACUGUGUGUCUUGUGUCUUAUUUAUACACAUUGUGUCUUGUAUUAUUCAUACAAUUCGUCCUUUUUUAAUUUUUACAAUGUCUGUUCAGUGUCCAAUGUAUACAGUGUCUUUUGAAAUAUAUAAUGGUGUGUAAUGUCAUAGUUAUACAAUUGUAUUUUUGUCAUACAAUGAAUGUUUUUAUCUUGUUUCUGCAGUGCGAUUUGUAGAUGACAUACUGUCCGACAUCUUUAUGGAAUGCCUAUUGUUAUUUUGAUACAUAUAGAUGUAUUAUAUUCCUCUACCGUCCAAAGAUACUCGGUAGAGGGCGAGGAUUUUUCAACACCGAUGAUAUUGCAACUUUUGUGGGACGUCGUUUUUGUGAUAAUUUUACACGGAAUUCAUUUUAACGCCCUAUAUAUUUCUUGUUCUCUCAUAUUCUUAGUUAUUAAUAGUACCACGUUAUUAUUUAUACAUUUUCUAUGACUUCAUCUAUAUUCUAUCUAAUGUCUAAAUCUAAUGAAACAAUAUUACAACAGAAAUAGCUUAUUCUUUUUUUCUUUUAUUUCUUUCUAUUUUUCUUCAUUUUGGUCGAUUCAACACAGACCUGUUAACUUUUAAUGAUGACGUCACAGAGUAGUUCUCUCGGUGUAUGAAUUUAAACAUUCCAUUUACAUGUUUAUUUACUAUAGGGACUUUGCGCCAAUUCCAAGCCCUUCAGUCCGUGUAUAUGUAUUGUAAGUAUCCAAUUGUGAAAUUAUUAGUAUUACACGUAUUUGUGAAUGGGUUGACACAGAAACUAUAUUCUUAGGCAUUGGCUGCAUUAAGUGAAGUGCUCAGUAAGUAAAUUAAUGCUAGGUUUCGAUUUUGUAUUAUCAAAUCAGAACGCUUUAAAGCUAAAAAGAAAUAUAUUGGAGGUAAUGCAACUUUAGAUCGUGAUUCUAUACAGUUUACUUGCUUUCAAAAACUUAAAGGUUUUUACUUAUAAUAAAAUGUUAUCUGGCUGAUUCUAGAAUUGCCGCGAGUAUUAUCUGGGGAAAUCAAUUGACAAGAUUCUUGCAUUUUAACUAUGGCAAAAUAUAUAUUAGCUUUGAACGAUCUUUGAAUUAAAAUAACAACAACAACAAAAUGAAAACAUAGAAAACGAAAGCAUGUAUCUGCUAUUUAAAUAACACAAAGGACGAGUUAGAUUCAAUCCGUGUUUUAUUUCACAAAAGUAUGGUACAUAUAUGUAUGCGUAUUUAUUUACAUUUAAAAGAAUUUACAUAACCUCUAAAUGUCUCAUUGUUACCAAUAAUACAUUGUCCAUCCGCCAUGAUAUGUUUAUAUUACUAUCACUUACCGGUAAUGUAUUAAUGUGCUGUACAUGUUUGAUCUGACGCGGCCAUUAAACUAUUACACUGUUAACAGAUAAUUAAUUUAAUGGCCGAGGGGUUAGUAUUUUGUGCCAAGUCCCUGUGGUAUACAAAAUGACGGUUAUUAUUGAGCGUACAUUGUAUCGUGCGGCUUUUAUUAAUUAUAAUAUAUAUUCUUUAUACAUAUGUUGCCCACGUUUUGGCUUUAAAAUACAAAUGAAAUUCAAUAAAAAAAAUGUUGAUUGUUUUUAAACAUAUUGCGCUUUUUAACUUAAGAAAAAAUGCAAAAAAAAAGUUUUUCAAUUUCAGAAACGAUACGUGUAUGCGUUACAUUUGUACUAGAUAUAGAAUAUACGAGUGGCAAUCGUUUUUAUAUAAACUUUAUUGGUGUUGCUAUCUUUGUGUCAAAAUUUGAAGAAAUAUUAUAUCCUCGUUCGCUUCUCUGCAAUAACUUAUAAAAUUACUUAAUACUAGGUGUCAUGAUGGUAUGGAGGAUUGCUGAUAUUGAUAUUGUGGAUUAUGAAAAAAAUAAAGAUAUAGCAAAAUAAAAUCUGUUGGUUUUCAGUUUA
Pecten maximus is the source of this 4342-nucleotide messenger RNA. Its product is annotated as serine/threonine-protein kinase mos-like. The transcript has a single exon. Bases 37 to 1242 code for a protein of 401 amino acids. Lineage: Eukaryota; Metazoa; Mollusca; Bivalvia; Pectinida; Pectinidae. The record is from RefSeq and is a predicted model, not a curated record. Gene Ontology annotation, molecular function: ATP binding; protein kinase activity. Gene Ontology annotation, biological process: protein phosphorylation.